Messenger RNA from Microcebus murinus (gray mouse lemur), 1310 nucleotides. The record is from RefSeq and is a predicted model, not a curated record. Lineage: Eukaryota; Metazoa; Chordata; Mammalia; Primates; Cheirogaleidae.
UUGGACUCGGUGGGGAAGAACCCGGAUGUGCCUGGGUAGCUGUGUUGGCAGUCGGGGCUCUGAGAUUUGGGCGUUCUGGGGGUGCUGGUAGCGGGGGCACAUGGCGCAGGGUUGGGCUGGCUUCUCUGAGGAGGAGCUGAGGAGGCUAAAGCAGACUAAAGAUCGAUUUGAAUCACAGCGGCGUCUCCCAGUGAAGAAAAGUCGACAACAACUUCAGCGAGAAAAAGCCCUUCUAGAGCAAAGCCAAAAACUUGGGUUACAAGAUGGGUUCACCUCAGUACAUCCAGAACAGUUGCUUUCUGCACCUGAAAAGAGAUUUAACACUCAAAAACCACAUCUUUCUUCCCAUACUCUUCCUAGUCCUCUUACUCCAACUUCUCCUGUUGGUGAUGGAAAACCACAGGGUAUGGAAAGUCAACCAAAGGAACCAGGACUCAAGAAUUCCCAUGAUGAUCACAAAAAUGUUGAAGUUCUAUCUCCAAAGCCAGAUUGCAAAUUGGAGAAAAAGAAAGUGGAAUUGUUAGCAAGAAAAAUCCCGUUGGGAAGUCCUCCAACAAGAACAACGACUAAUGGAAGAGAAAAAUAAACGUAAGAAAGCUCUUUUGGCUAAAGCUAUUGCAGAAAGAUCCAAAAGAACUCAGGCAGAGACAAUAAAACUAAAGCGGAUCCAGAAGGAGUUACAGGCUUUAGAUGACAUGGUGUCAGCUGACAUUGGAAUCCUCAGGAACCGGAUCGAUCAGGCCAGCCUAGACUAUUCAUAUGCUCGGAAGCGAUUUGACAGGGCUGAAACAGAGUACAUUACAGCAAAGCUAGAUUUACAGCGCAAGACUGAGAUAAAAGAGCAACUCACUGAACAUCUUUGUACAAUCAUACAGGAAAAUGAGCUCCGAAAGGCCAAGAAGUUGGAGGAGUUGAUGCAACAGUUGGAUGUACAAGCUGAUGAGGAGUCUUUGGAGCUUGAAAUGGAGGUGGAAAGAUUGCUGCGUGAACAAGAAGCAGAUGCAGGGAAACAAAUAGUUGAUUUAGAGAGGCCAUUUCAGCCUGCUGGGGAGAAUGUGACAUUAGGAUUUGCUAAAGAGGACAAAAAACAUCAAGAACAAGCUAUUUCCCCAAAGGUAGACAAACAGUGCGCAAAUUCCAAUAACGUCCCCCUUCUUAGUACAGCAGGCCCAAAUCAAAAAGUUAAUGACAUUUCAGCUGCUCUGGGCACAUGAAGUGCUAGUGUUCUUUUCAACUAAUAUGGUAUUCAGAGAGGAUAAUUUCUGCAGUAGAGUAUCCCCUGAACUCUGAUAAAUGCCUCUUUAAAACAA